Molecule: messenger RNA, 439 nt
Organism: Botrytis cinerea B05.10
Lineage: Eukaryota; Fungi; Ascomycota; Leotiomycetes; Helotiales; Sclerotiniaceae
Exons: 3
Coding region: 80-343 (87 amino acids)
Source: RefSeq, a predicted model, not a curated record
GAAGUUCCAAAACACCUUGUCCAAGCCACAUUUAAAGUAUUCCUAUAAUUUCCAGAUAUCAACCAUCCGACUUGCAAUAAUGAAGCUCGUUCUCAACAGCGCAACUGUUAUCGCCACCCUGCUUCUCACACAUCUGGCCUCCGCAGCCACACUUGGUCAACGGGCAGCAGAAACGACCUAUCGUGGAACAUGUCAAACGGGAACUCAGGUGUGUGCGUACGAUGUCGAUGAGACUGUAGGCGAUUCUUGCAACUGUGACACUAGUCAAUUGUGCCAAGGCGAUGGUAAUGCAUGCUUUUACAAUGACACGCCCGGUGUCAGAUUUCAUUGUCCCUGCUCCUGAAGGCGGAUUAGGAAGAUUCGUGAGGUUCCAAUUUUGGCCAGAGAUGAAGUAUUGUGUUCAAAGUAGCUAAAUAAUAGAAAUGGAGCUAUCAAACCA